GCAAAUCACACCACAGUAUAGGAACUAUACAGUAGUAACACCACAGAACACUAAAUAUAUAAGAAGUGCUAACGCCGUGCUAAAUCAAGGCAACAAUGGGCGCGUUCAGCAGACACAACAGUUGUCAAUAUUCUAUGAAUUUUCUGCUGAACGCGUUCGAUCAGUUUCAGCUAGGGAGUGUAUGCUACGCCGCUACGGAGCGGUCGCCAUUUUCGUUAGCGAAUUUAUUUUAAGCUCCUUUUUGGUAACGUGUUGAGUUAGUGACAAGUGACAUUUGUUUUGGGACGAAAUUUGAAUUUCAAACAUAGAAAAGAUGGAAACUUUUAGAUAUUCUUUUAAUAAUAUUACUUAUGAUGUGACAGAAACUCCACAAAUUCAUCAGAGACUACAAAAUGAUAUUGUUUUCUGCCAGAAAUACUUUGAGGGGGACGCUUCAAAAUCGGACCAUUCAUUAUCAUCCUCAGAGUGUCCUGAUUCACCCUGCAUUUCAAAAGAAUCAAAUUCUAGAAAAAGACCUCGAUCUGAAAGUAAUGAUACGUCAGAAGAGAAAGAGAAAAAAAAGACGCGAAAUAAAUCAUUAUAUGACCAUAGAAAAAAAAUGGUUGAAAUUGAAGAGAGGCGAUUGGACCUCCUUUCCCAAAUAUCAAAGGAUUUGAAGGAACAGACUACAAGGUUGAUGGCUGAAAAGAAUAGGUUGACGGCAGAAAGGAAUGAUAUAUUAAGGAAAUUGUUACCUAACAACUCAAAAGAAAAGAACUAAUAUAAAAAUCAACUCGCAAAUUAAUUUUAUAUGGACCACUUGAAUUUGCUGGGAUAAUACGGGAAAGAUCCUACAAUUGCAUAAAUAAGAUUUCAUUUAUUGUUGAAUUUGAAUGAAUAAAUAAAUAUUGUUUUUUUUACACUUGUUAUGAGUGUAUUAGCUAAAAGCCUCUGUGCCAGUUUUGUAGUAUGAAAUAAAUGAUUUGAAAAAAAAAAUUAUAUUUUUCCUUGAUUACUUUUGGUUCAAUACAAUAAGAAUAUUUGCAUCUAAAAACUUAGAACAGGGAUUCUACUCAUGAGAAAGCCCAAAGCAGUCACCACUUGCUAAAAAGCAUUCCUGCUUUGCGAUCAUCUAAAGUGUGAAUAACAUUUUUUUGUUCCAAAGGAAUUUUAUGUGGACCGCUCGAAUUUGCAGCGAUAAUAUGGGAAAGAUCCUAAAAUAGCAAAAAUUAGAAGAUUUCAGUUAUACAUAGAAUUGUUGCUUUAUUUUUUCUUGAAACUGAAUUAUUGUUGUUUAAAAAUUUUUAUGUAA
This is a messenger RNA of Harmonia axyridis, 1291 nucleotides long. RefSeq lists its product as uncharacterized. The coding region runs from base 314 to 760 and encodes 148 amino acids. Lineage: Eukaryota; Metazoa; Arthropoda; Insecta; Coleoptera; Coccinellidae. The transcript has 2 exons. The record is from RefSeq and is a predicted model, not a curated record.